GGCGACGGCAUGGAGGAGGGCGAGAGCACGCUGGGGGUGCUGUCCGGCUUCGUGCUGGGCGCGCUCACCUUCCAGCAUCUCAACACCGACUCAGACACGGAAGGGUUUCUUCUGGGUGAAGUGAAAGGUGAAGCCAAGAAUAACAUUACCGAUUCACAGAUGGAUAAUGUUAAAGUUGUUUAUACAAUUGACAUUCAGAAAUAUAUUCCAUGCUACCGGCUUUUUAGCUUUUACAAUUCUUCAGGUGAAGUAAACGAACAUGCACUGAAGAAAAUUCUUUCAAAUGUCAAAAAGACUGUGGUGGGUUGGUACAAAUUCCGCCGUCACUCGGAUCAGAUGAUGACGUUUAGAGAGCAGCUGCUGCACAGAAACUUACAGACACAGCUUUCAAGCCCAGAGCUUGUUUUUCUACUGUUAACACCAAGUAUAGCAACAGAAAGCUGCUCCACUCACUGCCUGGAACAUGCCCUGUAUAAACCUCAAAAGGGGCUUUUUCACAGAGUACCUUUGGUGGUUGCCAAUCUGGGAAUGUCUGAUCAACUGGGUUAUAAGACAGAGUCUGCUUCCUGUACAUCCACUGGCUUCAGCAAAGCUGUGAGAACACACAGUUCUCAGUUUUUUAAUGAAGAUGGAUCGUUAAAGGAGGUGCAUAAGAUAAAUGAAAUGUACGAUGCUAUACAAGAAGAAUUAAGGAGUGUAUGCCAGAAAGUUGAACAAAGUGAACGAGAGGUAGAGAAGCUAAUGAUGGAUGUACACCGAUUAAAGGAAGUUAGAAAAGAACAGCAUGCACAGACAAAAGCAGCAGGAGAAAAGAAUGUCCAAAACAACCCUGAGGAGAACAUCCUUCUUUGUCAAGCUUUACGAACCUUUUUCCCAGAGUCUGAAGUUCUUCAUUCUUGUGUUAUUUCUUUGAAAAAUAGACACAUUUCUCAAAGUGGGUGUAACAUGAAGCACCAUCUCGAUGUGGCUAAGCUGACUUUAAUGGUGGAGUAUGUUCACAGCCCUGAUGCUAGUCCAACCCCUGCGGCCCAGCUAGCUAAGCGUAAGGCUCUAGACACACAAGACCCAUGGCCUGUGAAGAAACCACGAUCGCUGGGGACAGAAGGCAGACCUGUGACAGAUUCCCGAAGCAGUCACCAAAACAGAACUUCCUCUAGCAGCCUAGAUGUAGACACAGAGAUGGGGAGCACAGAACAGGAUGGUGAAUAUCCUCGCUCUCCCACGUUUUGAUUCUCCUUAGAUGAUACUGUUGACUUGACUGAGAUUCUGAGACCACUAGUUCCUAUUUUUUACUGUAUUCAGCUGUUUAUAAUGUAUGAAUAAGGUAUUUUUACUGUUCAACCGCUUGUAAUAUGUAGGUAAGUUAAUGUUUUAUAAAG
This is a messenger RNA of Phodopus roborovskii (desert hamster), 1379 nucleotides long. RefSeq names its product abraxas 1, BRCA1 A complex subunit (gene Abraxas1). Gene Ontology annotation, biological process: attachment of spindle microtubules to kinetochore; protein K63-linked deubiquitination; mitotic spindle assembly. Gene Ontology annotation, cellular component: nucleus. The coding region runs from base 10 to 1230 and encodes 406 amino acids. NCBI's taxonomy places the organism in Eukaryota, Metazoa, Chordata, Mammalia, Rodentia, Cricetidae. The record is from RefSeq and is a predicted model, not a curated record. Gene Ontology annotation, molecular function: microtubule binding; polyubiquitin modification-dependent protein binding. The transcript has 9 exons.